This is a messenger RNA of Ornithodoros turicata, 3438 nucleotides long. RefSeq names its product zinc finger protein 239-like. Gene Ontology annotation, biological process: negative regulation of DNA-templated transcription. The record is from RefSeq and is a predicted model, not a curated record. The transcript has 12 exons. Lineage: Eukaryota; Metazoa; Arthropoda; Arachnida; Ixodida; Argasidae. Gene Ontology annotation, molecular function: DNA binding. Bases 390 to 1799 code for a protein of 469 amino acids.
CUCCAUGGCGUCCUGUCAAACGACGUCUGAGUAUGUGGUGGGAGAAAACCCACAGGAACAAUAACAGGACCACAACUGGUGAAAAAGACUAAGGAACUGUGUUUUUAGGCUAGGACGCGCACUGCCCCCGCAGAACGCUGUCCGCCCGGUAUAAAGGGAACGGCCAACACGAUCAUCAUCAUCAUCAUCAUCAUGGCGGUAAUCAGUGCUCCAGGAUCGCCCGGAACGAAAAACAAUCUGGAGAAGAUCCCAGAACAGAAGCACAAGGAGCAAGAAGGGAACGCCAUGCUCAAGUAGAUUGAGAAAAACGAGGAUUCAUCAUCCGAAAUCAGGACAAAAGGGUGUUUACUUCUCAUUGAAGAACAUCGGAGUUGUCGUGCCCCAUCCAUAUGGAUCCAGAGCUGCAAGAAAUCUGCCUGUCCCCCAAAUUCGGGGGUCGGCUCUUAAGAAUAAAAUUGGAACCCCCUGAUGCUGCGUGUCUACACGAACAGGGACAGGUACAGGAACAGUACCGUGUUGAAUCUCCAUCAAGAGGAAAUGGUUGCGGGGAGACAGUUGGCACGUGCCACAUCAAAGAUUCUCUGGACAACUCUUCAAACGAACGUGGGAUCAUACAGUCGAAAACGGAACCGUACAACACUGCACUUUUGGUGGUACAGGAUGAAAUGGGACACAGACAUGACUCAACGUCUCAAGUUACGGUGGCUGAGCUCGUUCACAUGCUUGCCAAAGGAAAAGUUACCGUGGCAGACAGCGUAUUAGAGGGCCGAGGAGCUGAGCAACCUAGUUCAACUAGAAAGGCUGUCUCGGAUAAAGCAGUAGCCCGUAACGUGGCCAUUUGCAGGAAAAGAAAGGUGCUGUCCCAGCAACUCAGCAGCAGCUCCGAUGAUGGUGAGGACGAUGAUGACGACUACGACGACGACUGGGUGCCAAAGAGACUCCUUCUGGAGGAGCAGCGCAAGGUGUCCGUGCUUCGCCAGAAACUUCACUCGCUGCGACAGAAGCACGAGAAGCUCCAAGUGCGCCACGAUCGCCUCGAGGAUAUCAUGCUGGGCAAGCUGGAGUCCUGGUCCACCUCAAAUGGAGGAUAUGACACUCACUUCCAGGAGGCUGCACUGCACUCGUCAACCACUCAGUUUGGCACGUUUGCAGAGCGUGAGGACCCCGUUCUUUCAACACGGAAUCCCGUUUUACCCCUGACGCACCAUCCUACAGGCCCCAACACUGCAGAAUGCAAUGCUGUCCAGGGCACAAAGACGGCAGCAGCCAUCAUUGUGCAGGCACCAGCAGUGCCAGUGCCCGAGAGGAAGACAACGAAAGGAGUGAGCUAUCAUGGAGUGAGAGAACAGCUUGGGGGGAGGGAUCAGCCGGUCAACUCCUCCUCAGCACCCGGGAAUCCUGGCAUGGAGAAUCGAGGAGGAGCAGCCGUUGCCCCAGCACUGUUUGUCGAAGUGGAUGGACAGGUCCACCUUGGCAACAAUGUCUUUGUGCCGACAUCCAAGUGGCAGUGGCUUCAGCAGCGCACGCGGGACUCCCUGUUCUGCAAGGAGGUCGCGAGAGCCAUCUGGGGAACUGCUGGCCUCAAAGGACGCAGUGUCACUGGCACCAUCUGCAGGAGGUUUGUGAACACAGACGUCGCUGCGACUGCUAAGCGGGCCCUCACACCCAGCAAGCUGGAAGCUGUCGGAAAUGCAUUCGACAAGUUCAUCGAAGAAAAUUCCUCCACAGAGACAAAGAAGCAAAGGCGGGCAAAGAUGAAUAGGUACAUUGCAGAAAUGCUACAGGACAUGAAUAAGUAAUACCAUUUUUAGCAUAUCUGUAAUAUAAUAUCGAUAUAUAAUAUAUAAUAUAAAAGUAAAAUAAUAAGACGUGGACUACAGAUUACAGGAAAGUUAACAAAACCUGACGGUGGCACUGUCGAAACGUCGACCGUUCUGUUAUAAUCUGUGUGUUAAAUUACCCAUUAAACAAAUUAGUUUUUAACAUUCCUGUAAUCUGUCGUCCACACCUUAUUAUUUUACUUUUAAUAAAUAUAUAUAUAUAUAUAUAUCUACUGUAAUAUAAUGUAUAUAUUGUCAUCUGUAUGCAGGGUGGCCCACCAACCAUGAUAGAAAUUCAUAGUAAAUAACAUGGGCAACGAGGAAGCAUGUGGUCAAGGGCUUCUUUUCUGUCAGUUUUACAUUUGCCACAUAUUGGUGCCAUUUUUAUUUCAUUUCAAUUGAUGAAAACUUGAUUUCUUCAACUGAACUCUGGAAUAUCCCAAGUCAGCCUAACGUUUUUCUUGUGGAAAUGGAUUUCUCGUAGUCAUUCUACUCAGUAUAGUACAGUCGCCGACUUGACUUUUCGGACCCCAAUUUUUCGAACAUUCUCAAUUAUUCAGUCGCGCUGAUACUUCGGACUCUGUUUGUCCAACCAGCGAAUUUCUCUCUUGGGGUGACGGAAAAUAUUGACACCAUCCGAAAUUCUUAUCAAAAUAAAUCAACCAACUAAAAUAUCGAGGAAAAAAAAUGCAAUGAUUCAAAGGCUCGAUUCAAAAUGCCCAGCACGUGCUGCCCACGCGCGAGUCGCGCGACAGCGCAUGCGUUAUGUGAAGCCGACUUGCAGAUUUGAUGGCGGCACCCCCUUUGUCAGUGCACAGUGACGAAAUGUCGCUUCGGGAAACAGAAGCUGAUCUUAUUAGGCAAGAGCUCGAAGCGUGUUAGGAGAGCAUCGACAAUUUUUUCUUCGUAACGUUUAUUUUGAAGCGAAAUCCGUCUUUUUGGACUGCUCGAUUAUUCGGACUUUUGCGCGGUCCCCGCGGAGUCUGAUAAAUUGGAAGGCGACUGUGCCUGUAACUCAACAACAUUUUCAAAAAUAAAUUGGAAAAGAAAACGUUAGGUUGACUUGGGAAUUUGGGGGGUCCGAUUCAAGAAAAUAACUUUCCAUCAAUUGAAAUUAAAUAAAAAUGCAGGAUAUGAUUUUUGGCGAAUUUAUUUCAGCAGUUGUCGUUGCGUUACCUGCCUUUUCAGGUGCUAUGCUCAGUAAAAUGACUACGGGGAAACUGAUUUCUACUAGGAAAGCAUUAGGUUGACAGUUCAGGAAAUUCGUGUAUCUGUCAAUCAAAAUGAAAGAGAAAUCAUAUCAAUGUGGCAAACUAGCCUGGCACAAAAAUCCGUUGACCACAUGUCUCUUCAUUGCCUGCAAUAUUUACUAUGAAUUUCUAUCAUGGUUGAUGGACCACCUUGCAUAUUGUCAGCUGUAUAUAAUGUAUAUAUUAAUGGAAAUAAUCCAAGAAAUUUUAUCUCUGAGAACAAGCUGGCACUUAAAUAUGUUUAAAUUGGUGUAAUGCAAUACAUAUAAGUAUUGCAAAAUGCGCAUCGUUUUGAUGUUGUGUUGUGUCACCAAAUGUAUGUGAACUGUAUGUACAUACUUUUUGUAAUACAUCUUCACACACCUGCA